ACACACUAGCAACACCUCCCUUAGGAGACGUCACCAUGACAAGCAGCUUAUAUAGAGUGCUGCUACUGCUGACAGCUUGGUCAGCAUGCGUCAGCCAGGUAGUGAGUCAGGAGACUUCUGGAGUAGUCCUGACGGCCGACGAACUGAUGACGCCUAUCAGUAAUUAUGAUUUGAGAAAAUCAGCCUUUGAGUGGCCUGUUCCUGACAUGGCUGUCAGCCACAGCCAGCAAGUGUCAGUUAUCGUUGAUGAGCCAUUGCUGGUUGCUGCAGGAGAACAUGGCCAUAAGAGUCACCACCAUAAAAGCCAUAAAAAGAGUCACGGGGAGAAAGGCCAUAAGGGUCACCAUGAUAAGAAAGGGCAUCACAAGCACCACAAAGGGGACUUUGAAAAGGCCCAUAAAAAGGGUUUUUUCGACAAAGGCGCCAAGCACCACAAAGGAGAUCAUCACAAAAAACACUACGGGGGCCAUUUUAAAAAGGGCAAAAAAUGCCAAACGGGACAUAAAAAAGGCAAAAAAUGGCACGAGCACCACGGACACAAAAAUAAAGGCUUCAAGAACGCGCACGGCAAGAAGGAGUUUGGCCACAAGAAAAAAUUCCACGACGAAGAUGGGAUUAAAAAACACUUCAAGAAGCACGACGGUCAUCAUAAACAUCACAAGCACCACAAAGCGGGACACUUCAAGAAGGCAAGCAAAAAGGGACACAAGCAUCACGACAAGCACGGCAAGAAAGGCCAUCACAAGAAGGGACACAAGCAUAAGGGCUUCAAGAACGUGUACCACAAGGAGGAACACGGCCACAAGAAGAAGUUCUGGGACGACAGCGACUUUAAGAAGCACCACAAGGACUACGACCAACACCACAAGCACCACAAGUCCCACAAAGAAGGCCAUCACAAAGGCGGAAAGCAUCAUUCUCACAAGCAUCACGACAAGCACGGCAAGAAAGGCCACCACAAGAAGGGUCACCAUCAUCACCACGACAAGGGGCACAAGAAGCACUAUGGUGAUGAGGGUCACCACAAACAUCACAAGGCCUACGGUCACAAGAAGGGUGAUCACGAUCACCACGAAAGCCAUCACGGUCAUCAUUAACAUGACGAUUUGGGCUAUUUAUCCACACAAACGUUUCAAAUUUAUUGUCGCUUUAUUUAUGGGUCAUCAUUUUCUUCUAUACACUAAAUACACUCCACGUAAAAUUAUUUGCAAAUUCAAAUAAAUAUAAAUUUGAAUCAAAUUCUAGCCAAGAUAUCAUUUUUGCAUGAAUCCAAAAAUUAUUUUGUUGUUCGUGAACGAACAUUAGGUCCUAGUAUGAGUGUCGCUCUGAAUAAAAGAAUUUGAUGUCAUUUUGGGACCAUAUACAUAACUUGACUCAUAGCAUGACUCAUAACAUAUAGCUUGUUCGUUUGGCAAGGUCAAAGCAAAAAUAUUUACUAUAUACAUUGUUAUAUUUAUUAGAACAUUUAUGAUUGUUUCUUUUGUUGCAGCUAAAUGCGUUUGUGCAAACAUCGAUAAGAUGUUCUUGUUUAUGGUUGAAUUACGUUAAAUGUAUCAAAAAUCAGAAAAUACAAAAACUAUGGUGGAAU
Messenger RNA from Hyalella azteca, 1588 nucleotides. RefSeq names its product histidine-rich glycoprotein. Lineage: Eukaryota; Metazoa; Arthropoda; Malacostraca; Amphipoda; Hyalellidae. The record is from RefSeq and is a predicted model, not a curated record. The coding region runs from base 36 to 1097 and encodes 353 amino acids. The transcript is spliced from 9 exons.